Cyphellophora europaea CBS 101466 is the source of this 1062-nucleotide messenger RNA. RefSeq lists its product as uncharacterized. Bases 1 to 1062 code for a protein of 353 amino acids. The transcript is spliced from 2 exons. The record is from RefSeq and is a predicted model, not a curated record. NCBI's taxonomy places the organism in Eukaryota, Fungi, Ascomycota, Eurotiomycetes, Chaetothyriales, Cyphellophoraceae. Gene Ontology annotation, biological process: transmembrane transport.
AUGCGCUUGGGAGAGAAACAGCCCGCUACCGUCAACGGCAGCUUGGGCUCCAGUAGCACAGCUCUGCAGGACCUAACAAAUGUGCCCGAGAACCCAGCAGCUGCGAUUAAGACUGCUGAUAUCAUAACAAGAUGCCGCGAGGCUGUAUCUACUCCCUUCACAGCCGCCUUCAUGGCGGGCGGCGUAGCUGGCGCAGUCUCUCGAACAGUUGUGUCCCCACUCGAACGAUUAAAGAUCCUUUACCAAGUUCAAGGCGCUGGCCGCAACGAAUACAAGCUUCCAAUCCACAAAGCGCUGAAGAAGAUGUGGGUUGACGAAGGUUGGAGAGGCUUCAUGCGAGGAAACGGCACCAAUUGCAUACGAAUCGUACCCUACUCUGCUGUGCAGUUCGGAAGCUAUAACAUCUAUAAACGUUUCGCCGAAUCAUCACCAGGGGCUGACCUUGACCCUCUGAUGAGAUUGAUUUGCGGAGGAUGUGCUGGUAUCACCUCUGUCACCUUCACAUAUCCCCUCGACAUCGUCCGUACACGGUUGUCCAUCCAGACUGCCUCAUUCGAAACCUUGGGAAGGCACCAAGGAAAGCCUCCAGGAAUGUGGCCCACUAUGAUCAAGAUGUACAAGACCGAGGGAGGCGUUCUCGGGCUGUACAGAGGCAUCAUUCCCACCGUUGCCGGCGUCGCUCCCUACGUGGGCCUCAACUUUAUGGUCUACGAGUCGGUGAGGAAGUAUUUCACGGAUCCCGGCGAGAAGAAUCCAGUUUGGUAUAUGAAACUUGCCGCCGGAGCCAUUUCGGGGGCAGUCGCGCAAACUUGCACAUACCCAUUCGAUGUCCUAAGGCGAAGGUUCCAGGUCAAUACUAUGCAAGGCAUGGGCUACCAAUAUACGACAAUUGGCGGUGCGAUCAAAAUGAUCAUCAAGCAGGAGGGUGUCUUCGGGCUUUACAAGGGCAUCGUGCCCAAUCUUUUGAAAGUGGCUCCGAGUAUGGCCAGCAGUUGGUUAUCAUAUGAAGUUACGAGGGACUUUUUGGUGAGCCUCGAUCCGGGUGCAGAAGACCCUAUAUGA